Aplysia californica (California sea hare) is the source of this 8127-nucleotide messenger RNA. Its product is annotated as atypical chemokine receptor 3. The coding region runs from base 425 to 1654 and encodes 409 amino acids. Gene Ontology annotation, cellular component: neuron projection; membrane. The record is from RefSeq and is a predicted model, not a curated record. Lineage: Eukaryota; Metazoa; Mollusca; Gastropoda; Aplysiida; Aplysiidae. Gene Ontology annotation, molecular function: neuropeptide binding; G protein-coupled receptor activity. Gene Ontology annotation, biological process: neuropeptide signaling pathway. The transcript is spliced from 2 exons.
CUUUGCGGCUCCGGGGUCACCACAAGCCAGAAAGAGCGACGGUGCUGUAGAAAAAAAUUCGUGUGAGGUUGGUGGUUGACAAGGGUAGCAACGUGGGAUUUAGACUCGAAAACCAAGAUCCUUGUUUUGAUACAGUGCUUAGUAUGGUUUAGGACCCUGAUGACAGCUAUGCCAAAGUUAUAGUGCUGUGUGGUGCAGUACGAGAUUAAGAUGAAUGCAGAGAGCCCGGAGACGAGCAAAGAGAAAGACAACUUUGUGCCAGAUUAGCCCUCAGAGAUAUUUUACACUUUGAGGAGGAUAUAGUCUACCAACUCCUACCAGAUAGUUUAGGGAAAAGGGACUCGGAUGGUUUGCAUUAGUGAAAUAUAUAUAAGUUGACCACAAUUUUUGCGUAAGGAAAUCAUUCAGACGAGGCAAAGGCAAAAUGGAAAGUCCCGGGUUUAUGAACUCUUUGACCCAGGACAUCCUGGUCACGUGCAUCCUGAUGGGCCUCAUCGCCGUGGUGGGUCUGAUUGGGAACGCUCUGAUGAUGAGAGCUCUGGUCCGCUACCGUGUUCUGCGCAGUGACUUCUACAUUGUGUUCGGCGCACUGAGCAUCGCGGACUCGCUGUUCCUCGUCAUCAGUGUCCCGGCGCUCAUCAUCGACAUGGUGGAGGCCAAGGACGUGACCACCACGGGCUGGUGCAAGACCAGCCACUACCUCAUGAACGCCUUCGGCUUCGUGGCCGCCUUUCUCAUCGUGGUGCUCGCCAUGCUGAGGGGGAUCCUGCUGACCAACCGUAACACCAUCAGCCGGCCGCAACCGAUGCACCUGCUGAUCGUCUGUGUGGCCGUUUUUGUGCUUGCCAUCCUCUCUUCCAUCCCGAUCACGAACAUUUACUCGGCGAACGAGGGCUACUGUAUGGUGGUGGACUUGGAGAACAUUGUGCAGGAGACCUGGCUCAUUAAUUCCUUCGCGUCCUUCAUCCCGUUAUUUUUGGUGUUUGUUAUUUACCUUAUGACUUACCUGCUCGGGAAGAGGUACUUCUCGGACAGUUAUUCGCCAAGGGAGAAGGAGCGCUCUCGACUGGUCAAUUCCAUUAUCGUUGCGUUCAUCAUCUGCCAGCUCCCGUAUCGUAUUGUAUCGAUCUACGAGAUGUACAUCACGCACGACGACCUGGAGGAAAUGGAGAGAAUGUACACUAUAAAGAACUACCUCAUGUGCCUCGUGAUGGCAGACAAAGCCGUCAGGCCCGUGCUUUACUCCAAACUUGCCUCCGACCUCAGCGAAGUAUUCGAUGAAGUCAUUAACUGCACGUACUGCCACAAACAUUAUUCUAUGGCGCCCUCUUUUGACAACGCUUAUUCCAUCGCUGGGUCGACCUGUGGCGGCGCUGGAUGUGCGGGGAGUUUUAACGGCGCAUGGGGAGACAGAGCUUCAUUGUGGAGCGGCACUGGUGGUGCGUCUGGCCUUGUGUCCACCGUGUCUGUUCCCGAGUCAGAAGCUGCCAUCUCUCAUUCAGCGGCCACCUCUCAUUCCGCGGCGGCGGCGGAGCUCGGAGACAGCCCCUCGCGACAGUUUGACCGGGCGGUGUCCACAUCCUCCUCCAGUUCGGCCACGUCACAAACACCGCUGGUCAAAGUCACCCGAGCGGACAGCAUAGAGAUGUCGUGAUGUCCCCGAACUUUCUGUGACGCCUUUUUUAUUUUUAAGGUACCACGCUCUUUUUUUCUCUCUCAUGUGCUUCUUUCCUCACACCACACAGAAAUAAAAGUUUUUGUGAGAGAAGAAAAAAAAAAGGCGUGGGCAUUAAUCAUGCCUGUAUUUCAAACCAUGUGAAGUACAUGUACAUGGAAAUUUUGACCAGCUUGUCACAGUGAUCUGGUAGAUUGUUAUCCUCUCAUCUCUGGAGAUGAAAGGGACUUUUUAUCUGAGUUGUUUCAACUCAAGACUGGUUUCGACUGUGAAAAAUUGUUUCUUCUGAAAAGUCUUUCGUUGCGUAAACAUUUCUUUUUUUCUGUGUGGAUCUACAAAAAGCUUCAGAUUGAAAUCACGAUACCAGCAGAAAAUGUUUUGAAAUUGUACAAAGAUAUUAUUCUGCUGUGAACAAGCAGCUGAUGUAUAGAACUGAGGACAAAAUAUGCAGGGAGACAAGCAGUUUGAAGCCGGGAGUAAACAUUUACUAAAGUCCCUGGUCUUUUGCCUUAGCGGAAGAGUUACCAAAACUAGGUCUUUGUGACUGGUGUAUGUGUCUUAUCACACGGCAUCUGCUUUAGUUUCUCAGUAAAAGUAAACCAAAUCAGCCUGUGUCCCCUAAAAAUCUAGACCCAGCACACAGAUAAUACGAUCAUUGUUUCGGAGUAGUGAGGAGCUCAUAAACUGGUGUGCGGUUAAAGAAGGUCCGCUUUCGUGGUUUGCCAAGACACAGAACCAUAAGGCCUGUAUCCGACGGUUAGGAUAUCGCUGCCUGCUACAAUGUCCAUCUUGGGUAAGAGUAAUAACAGACGUUGGAGGCUGUAUAGAGUAGGCAUAAACUUUAAAGCUGAGUGCCUAGAAAUAUAUUAUAUAUAAUAUACAUACGCUCAUGAGCUGCUUAUUUGCUAGCAUUUCAAAGGUAAUUGUAUGUGAAACUGGACAGUGAUGCCUUUGCGUGUAGGAGGGUAUGCUUUUCUAAAUUGUAUCAGCUCAUUGAGCUUUUAUCUAUAUGAAUAGACAUGUGUCUAAGACUGAGUGUUUUGUAUUACUGUAUGUAUUAUGAAGUAUUGAAGUUUAUUCUGUUUUGAGGUUUUAAAAAAAUGUACAGUAUACUAUUCAUUACAAGGGCUGCCAUUGAUCACAUGUGGAAAUUUGUGAGGAGUACAUUGUACUUAGAUUCCUACACGAAUCUGAAAAAGUAUCAGUACUAUUUUGUAGUCGAAUGUAUUUUCAAAUGGCAUAUGAUUGUUUUGACUGAUGAAAAAAUGGCACAUUGUUGUUUCUCUUCUUUCUGUUUGUUUUUUUCUUUCAAUGGCUCAAACAUGUUACAUAAAGACUGUCUUUCUUCCAAGUGUAAUGAACUUACAUAUGAUACUAUAAUGACACGACAACUUUUUAGUCUCUGUCUGGAGAGCAUUUAUGCGAAUAAUUCGUGACUUUGUUUUCCUCACUGUUUCCCUGGAAAGAUACAAAAAUAAGCAGAUUUGACCAUAAGCUGAAAAUAAAGUUUUCCAUAUAUCGCCUGUACUGGUAACCUAGGCAGCUUGUAAUAAUAUAUGCCUGCAGUGGCAAAGUGAUCGUUUCGUUUUAAACAUUAUCUUUGUUUUUGUUUUGUUUUUCCUCUCUUUACUUUUCUGUUUUCUAAAUUGGCAGCCAAGAUUUCUUUGCAGCUUGUUCUAUCGGGCAUGAAACAGCUCAAACGAUCUUAUAGCUCCAUGUGCCUAAAGUCUUGUGUAGCUAGCUUUUGUGUCAGUACCAGUGAUGCCAAAGUGACUUAUUCAAAACGAAACAAAGCAGCAUUAUUGUGUGGACUGCUUUAUUGCUGUACAAAUGUAGCUCUUGGGUUUUCUGCAAUGGGAAUGAAUGCUUUAUAAUGUCAUGUGUACUGACUUCCCUCUUUUAUGCUUAAGGCACGACAUCAGUUGCUGAUAAUGAAAAUACUUCACCACCUGCGUUUAGCAUGUACUGAAACAAUAAUAAAAGUAGGCAUUAUAUGUAUAGCACGAAGUCCGGCUCAACAGUAAGCUCUAUGCGCUUUACAAUAUUAUUACCUCAGCAGACCUGAUAGCUUUCUGAAAUAAUCUCAACUUCCUGGGAAGCAAACAGUGUAACAUUUGUGACAACAACAACAAUAAACAACAAAACUGACAAAGUAAGACACUGAGUCAAGCAGUUGUGACGAAACAAAUGACAUACUUAUUUAAACUGUCGUACAUAGGGUGUAUGUGCUAUCCAGGCUGUGGGUUAAGAGCAAACGUUUGGGAAAUGUCCCUGUUGCUACACAUGUCGUUCGGCUGCGGAUGGUUAACGGGUGCUCUGCUGGCGUGGUUUGCCUCUUUUUUCCUAUCUAACCAAACAUUUUGUCGUCCUGAACUCUCCUCCUUUUUUGUGUUUGUUGCUCUAUUGUAACUCCUCUAAUCUUCGGCACUUAUAUGACCUCAUUGUGUUGCAAGUGCCGUUAAACUCUAACUAAAACUAAACUAAAGUAGGUCAUCUAUUCACUUGACACGUCCCUGGUUAUUUUCAGGUAAACUGGAUCGCCAGUCGCUACUGAUUGUGUAACAAUGAUACAAAAAACCCCACUAAAAGCAAAAAAAGAACAGUCAAAAAACCAACAAUGAUAAAGGAAAUGCGCCUCUGAUAUAUUACACUCUUCAAGCUGAUACCGCAAAAGUUGACAUUCUAAGGAUUCAAGCUUUUCACCUAUUUUUUUGUUUUGUGCUCCUAUCAAUGAAAGUUGAAUGGAAGACACUAGAAUGUUUUUUUUACGGUGUGCUCUACGUGGCUUCACCCUUGCACUCAAGCCUCUUGCAGCUCAGGCUAACUCAAAAGAAUUGUUUAACAGAUUGAAGCACUUCUUGAAGCGCCCAAUUUACUAACGGGAUGUUUUACGGUGCUUAUUUUACAUUGGCAUAAGCAUAAUAUCAGUUAUGUUUGUACCACAGAUGGCAUUAAUAAGUGAUCGGUGGAUAAAAUUUUGUUUCAGUUAGUGUAGCGUCUGAUUACAAGUUGUUUUUUUUCUUCUCUUUUGUAGUUGACGUUUUUUUAAUGCCCAACAUUUUAGUUCUUUUAUCUCUUGUCUCAGAAUAUUCGGCACUUCAAUGACUUAAUUUUGUUGCAUGUGCUGUAUAACUGUUACUGAAAUAAAAGACUUCUUCCCAUUAGUACAUGAGCUGACACCGAACUUUUUUCUUUUCUAUCUUACUAUCAGUUUUCAGCCCCCAUCAGAGCACAGAAUCUUUUAUGAGGGAUUUUGCUUAGCAAUUUAGAAUUAAUUCCUACACCGACACAGAUGAUAUUAACUUUCAUCUGAAACUCACAUUCUGUUCAGUCAGAUGUAAGAGCAGAGCUGUUACUGAUGCUUUUAAUUUGAAGGUUUAGAUCUAUUCAUAGAUGCUCACUGUAGAGCAGUGCUCUUAUGAUCAGCUGAAAUGUGCCACCUGCUGCAUCAAAUAGCAUUAUCAAUUACUUCAGUGUUUUUCUUCUUUUUUUUAUGUUACAAGAGAUAAUUAUUCUUUUUUUUUAAAGAGUGAGAGAAAAAAAGGCAGGUAAAAUUGCCUUCACUUUCCUAUCAUUUAGCUUGAAUAUGACCUGAGCAAGGUUUGCUUGCAAACAGACACCAAGAUAAAGCAAUAGCUGGGUGGGUUGUUUUUUUAAUUAACCUAAUCUCAACCUUGUCUGAGACAGUAUAUUGCUCUCUGGUAGGAAUAUAAAGAAGUUAUGGAAGUGAAGGGGUUAAAGAAUCCUAUAUAUUAUAGUGUAAUUUGUUUCCCAUUGUGGCAGUCUGAGCUCACAGAUAAGCUUGCAAAAUGAGAGGGUUUGGAGAUUUGAUCUGAAUAGACAGGCAAAAAGCUCAAUGUGUCUUAAUCAAUAGGAAUCAAGCACUCUUGCUUCACUGGCUUGUGUAACUGCUAGGCUUCAAUAGUAUUAUAGUCAGCUAAGAAGUGAAUUAUGAUAACAGGCUACUCUGGGGAUCUAUAUCUUUAUAGUAGGAUCAUGUAGGGUUCUAGGAUUUCAAAAGUAUGACAUAUUGAUCGCUGUUGGUCUGAGGCAUCUGUCUGAAAAGAGCAAGCUAAUAUAAAUGGACAUUUGUCUGCAGCAAUGUUGAGAAUAUUAUUACAUUAUUGCUGAUGUAAAUUUUUCAAAUAUUCUUUCAUUGUGUGUGAAGCGACCGAUAUCAACCGUCAGCUUUUCGCACAGUACUUCAUAAUUCUUACUAGCCCUCCUGUGACUAGAAAACAUUACUGAUCUUCUGAGAGUUAACAAGAGUGUACCACAGGUUAUGUCAGCUCAAAUAACAAUAGAUAUCUUUAACAUAGAAACGAAAUAUCCUUUUUAGGAUAAACGACUUCAGCUUCGUCUGAAGAUUUCACUGUGAAACAUUUUGGACACCACAAAUCCACCCCCCUCUCCCCACGCUGUUUUGGCCACAACUCCAAGUAAUCAUUCCCGUGCCUAUGGUGUUUGUAUUUUGUAUUUUACCGAGAACACGCUGUGCUAUUAUUAAAGCAUUGCUCUUGUUUUGCUGGAUGUAAAUAUUUUCAUGCAAGUUUGAGAGAUGUGUGCUUGAAAGAGAAAAGAAUGUGUCUUCUUAGUCUCUUGUAAAUGUGGUCUUGUAAAAAGGCAGCUGAAGUGUGUUCAGUGUUCACAGCUAAAACCAUUUGAUUGAAGCUGACGAGUAGCAGUAUUUCUGUUGUAAAUAGUGACAUCUUUGAAUUUGAAUCUAGAUCUAAUUGUACUCUAAAGAUCUGGUUCAUAUCUGCUUAUAAUGUUCUGAAACUUGUAAAGUUUCUUUAUUUUGCAUGUUUAUACAUUUCCUACCCUUGGUUCAGUGGUCCUGUCUGUUUAGGUAUUCCAGAGUUUAUUACUAUGACUAGGAUAACAGAAAAGUGAAAGUCUGAAGGUACAUGGCGAAUUCUCGGCGUAUUAAAUAUGGCGGUCAAGUUAAGAGUUACAGCUGUUGUUUUCUCAGGAAAAAUUGCUAGGUUGAGGCCUAGGCACGAAAGACAGAUAGGAGUCUUUUUUUUGUUUGUUCUAGUGUUCCUGUCUUCGCUUAUUGUUUAUUUGCUUGUGUUAUGAGGUGCGACGUAUGUGUCACAUUGUACGUCAGUGCUAAGUUAGUGACAUGUACAGAAUAAACGUUUUUUUAAAUAUAAGCCAGGUUGAAAGAGGAGUCCGAAAAGAUGAAAUUGCAUACAUUUCUGGGACUAGCAAUGUAGUAAUAUGGCUGUCUGUGAUGGAUGCGAAGGGAUUUAUAUAUUAUGAUUAAUUCAGAAGUUUAUGGCACCAUUGCCGGUACUUCAGGCCGUGCUGAAAUGUAUAAAAACUCGCUUUUUCGCGUGAUUUUGUACUUUUUGGUUUUUUUAAGCAGACUGUUAUUGGAGAAUGUUUCACCAUUCAUGCAUAGAGUGAUCCUUGUAAAUGUUUUGACUUUUUAAGCUUUGCAUCCUAAUGUCAGUGCACAAUCUUGACAGAAACAAUGGUUCUGCUUUUGCCAUCAAUUGUCCUCAUAGCUGUCAUUCUGCUAAUUUUUUUGUCCCCUAAUGUAAUAUUUUAAGAGUUGAAUAUGUUUACAUGUUUGGAAAGAGAUGAGAGAGUUGGAAAUAAGACACUGUUUAAGUAGUGUAUGAGUAUGAGAAUUGUACAAACUUAAUACUUUUACAGAAAAUUGUGGUCACUGACUUGCCUUUGAAAUUACUCUGGUGUUUGCCAGGAUAAAGUGACAGACUGGUUUUUAGAUAUAUUUGUUAAAAAAAACUUUUUUAACAAGAUGUUUAAAGCUGCAUUUCUCUGAGACAAAUUCACCUGCUCAUGCUGUUCACAGGGCAUUUUUCAAAAUUAUGUGGAAACAGCAGGUCUGGAGAGGUAAAAGGUUUUUUGAUUGUCCUUUCUGAAAAUACCAUGUGCACAUGUUUUUUUUAUGAUUCCUUUGCAUAAUUAAUACUCUUUAUAAUUCACCUAUGUCAAUCCUACCUCUUCUAUACUCAUGCAGCAUUUGUUUUGUUUUUUGUUUUUUUUAAUAUGGCAAGUCAUAUAGAGGUAUUUUCCGAUUGAUUGUUCUAGGUCUUGGUCAGGCUCGAUCCUUGCAGGCUUUGCCAUACCCUUUUAGAUUUAGAUCUAGUGGCGUGAAGGUAAACAGAGGUGAGCAAAAUCGAAUUUUCCAAGUUACAGUGAUUUGUAGUUCAACAUGUUUGCCUUAUACACUGGUUGUACUCUGACAGGGAUUUGUGUACAUGUUUAUUCUAAUGCAUAAUAAAAAAUAAUUCAUCAGGUUCUUUGUAAGUAGUGUAAAUACUGACACAGUAUGUCUUGAGAUCAAGACCUUGAUUACAGCAAUACUACGCAUUUCCCCGAGGUAUGUGUGUUUGACGUGGUUGCAUAUCCUGUCUGUCCCGAAUGGAGAUUAGAUCAGGACAGAAUAUUUGAUUGAUUAGCUCACGUUUGGAGAGAGA